AUGAAUCUUCUCCGAUUUGCAGCCCACGGCGCGCCUAAGUCGCUGCUACUGAAGAACUCCUACCGAUGCGCUUCCUAUAACUCCGCAAUCCACAGAGGCGUCGACAGAGAAGCCAGAGCGGAAUCGACGUUCGACCGUGGCAGCAGAGAUUCUUCGUCGAGACCACCAUACACUCCUCGGGAGGGUUCCUCAAGACCACCAUACACUCCUCGGGAGGGUUCCUCAAGACCACCAUACACUCCUCGGGAGGGUUCCUCAAGACCACCGUAUACUCCUCGGGAGGGGGAGCGUCCCACUGCUCGCCGCGACGAUCGCUACGCAGCCCCAGCCCGAGAUUACGUCAGUACUCCCCGCCGAACGAUCCAGAAAGUCAACCAAGAUUCAGAGUGGAUCUACGGCACCAGUGUGGUCGAGGCUGCGCUGAAGUCCAACCGGCGGCAACUUUUCCGUCUGUACAUCCACUCAGGCGAAAACCGGACCGCCACUUCCCGUGAGCGCGAUAUCAAACUGAAGAACCUUGCUCGCGGCCUCAAGAUCGAUGUGCGCGAGGUGGAAGACAGCAGCAUCCUCGACAGUAUGAGCAACAGCCGCCCUCACAAUGGCUACGUCCUUGAAGCGUCAAAACUCCUGAAGACGCCUAUUAUCUCGCUGUCGAACGUCUCAUUCGACAGGACUGCCUUUGGCCUGCAGAUCUCACAGCACGACUUCACUGAGAGCGGUAUCAUCCUCAAUGAGCUACCGCAAACCAUCCCGAACCGUGAUCCCACCCGCUACCCUCUCGUCCUCAUGCUCGACGAAAUCCUUGACCCUGGUAACCUUGGGGCAAUCCUCAGAUCUGCCUAUUUCAUGGGUUGCUCGGCACUUAUGGUAGCGGAGAGGAACUGUGCACCGCUCUCCCCUACUUGCCUCAAGUCCUCGGCCGGCGCUUCAGAGUACAUGCCGAUUCUUACGCAAAUCAACCCUGCGAGACUCAUCGAGGCAUCGAAAGAGGCUGGCUGGAAAUUCUUCGGCGCCGCUCCCCGCCCGAAGUAUGCCAGCAGCAGGUACAUCGGAAUGGACCACAACGUGGUAAAGGAGGCGCUGAAGACCAGCCCCGUCGUCUUGUUGAUGGGUGGUGAGGCUGAGGGCAUCAGGGAGAGCAUCAAGAAGCUGUGUGACAAGUGCGUUAGCAUCACGGCCGCUGAGGAUGUGGACCGGGGAAUCGACAGUUUAAACGUUAGUGUUGCCGCGGGUGUGCUUAUGCAGGCUUUCUUGGGUGGUAGGAAGGCUAUCCCUGUUUUGGAGGCGGGCAUGGAGGAUGUGGUUGAGGAUGUCAAGGCGGAGAGUGGAAUUGCCGCUGCGGAGGAGGAUGUCACUGCGGAGGAGGAUGUCGCUACGGAGGAGGAUGUCGUUGCGGAUGAAGCUGCUGUCGACGAGACGGUGGAGUUAGAGUCCACAGAAGAGCUGACGGAGACUUCCGACGAGCCUGCAAAAUCACACAUGUAA
Molecule: messenger RNA, 1485 nt
Organism: Tricharina praecox
Lineage: Eukaryota; Fungi; Ascomycota; Pezizomycetes; Pezizales; Pyronemataceae
Product: Alpha/beta knot methyltransferase
Exons: 3
Coding region: 1-1485 (494 amino acids)
Biological process (GO): rRNA methylation
Cellular component (GO): mitochondrion
Molecular function (GO): RNA methyltransferase activity; RNA binding
Source: RefSeq, a predicted model, not a curated record